UCUCCGCUUGUACUAUUUUGGCGCCACUGUACGAUCACCGACCGCCAAAAGCCGGUUACUGCGCGAAGUCUACCUACGACGAUCGACCGGUUCCAGGACACUGCGUAUUAUUCCUUUUGCAAAUCGCAAUUUCGAGACGGAGGAUCCGCGAAAAUGAGCGACGACCUGCCGUAUCGGGCGGAGUACGCGAAAAGCGACCGCUCCAAGUGUCAACAGUGCAAGCAGCCCAUCAGCAAACAGAGCUUGAGAAUCGCCGCUAUUGUUCAGAGCCCUGUCCAUGAUGGAACGAUACCUAGGUGGUAUCAUUUCGAAUGCUUCUUUGAAAAACAAAGACCAAAGUCUACUGCCGAUAUAGCUUGCUUUGAUGAAAUUCGUCUUGAAGAUCAGGAAGAAAUUCAGAAAAAAAUUGAAGAAUUUGUUAAUGCACCUCCGGUGUCUGGAAAAGGCAGAAAAAGAACAAAAGGUGGCGGUGCUAGUGGAUCUGCUGGUGAUUUCCGAGUAGAAUAUGCCAAGUCUAAUAAAUCUACCUGUAAAGGAUGCGAUGAGAAGAUAAUAAAGGGUGAAACAAGAAUAUCAAAGAAGGAUUACGAGACCGCCGAGGCUAGGAGGUUUGGUGGUUUAGAUAGAUGGCAUCAUGUGGAGUGUUUUGCGAAACUAAGAGCAGAUUUGGGAUAUUAUGGGAGUGGAGAUGAACUUCCAGGUGUCAAAGAGCUUUCGAAAGAAGAUAGGAACAGUCUUAAGGCUGCGCUGCCAAAAAUGACUCAAGGUGAGAUGCCACCACCUCCUAAAAAGAUUAAGGAAGAACCGGAAGAUGCAGAGGACGCAGAGUUGAUGAAAAAGCAAAAUGUAGAACUGUACACUAUAAAAGAUAAAAUAACACCUCUUGGAAAAAAUAAAUUGGUUGGAUUGUUGGAAAAAAAUCAUCAGGAGAUUCCUACAGGCAUCUCAAAUAUCUUGAGUCUUUUAUGCGAUAUACUGUACUUUGGAGCUCUAGAACCCUGUCCAAAAUGCAAGGGACAACUUAUAUAUAACUCUGGUAUAGGUUAUAAGUGCACCGGUAAUGUAACAGAAUGGACUAAAUGCACGUAUGUUACUCAAGAUCCGAAAAGAAAAAAGUGUGAAAUACCAAGCGACAUGAAGAAAGAAUUUCCAAUUAAAUCAUACAGGUCCAAGGUGAGAAAACGAGUGUUUAAGAUAACAGCACCGUCCUCAUCGAGUUCUGUUAAGGAAGAAGUCGAUGGACCAAAAAUACAAGCAAAACCACGUCCUUUGAAGAAUAUGCAGUUUGUUAUACAGGGUCGUACGCAAAAGGAUAAGGAAGAAUUGAAGAAGGAAAUUUUAUUGUUGGGUGGUACUGUUACUACAAAGAUUCAUGAAGAUUUGGCUGCUGUAAUUUCGAAUCAGAAUGAACUGGAAAAGAUGAAUAAAAGAAUGGAAGAGGUUCAAGCAUGUGAUAUUCAAGUAAUAACGGAAGAUUUCAUAGAAGAAGCGAAGGAAUACACAGAUGCUCCAAUUAUGCUUCUAAAGAAGAAAACCAUCUCUAGUUGGGGUGGGGAUAUAAAUGCUAGACUUUCUAACGUCAUUGCGAAAUCUAAUGCUUCCAAGAGUAAAAGUAGAUUUGAAAAAUCGAGUUCUGGCAAGGUGAAGGUAAAGGUAAAAGGCGGUGGAGCUGUUGAUCCCGACAGUGGCUUGGAGAACUGUGCGCAUAUCUACCAAAAGGGGAAAAAUAAAUACACUGCGACAUUGGGUCUGACAGAUAUACAAUCCAAGAAGAAUAGUUAUUACAAAUUGCAAAUUUUGAAACAUGACAAAUUCGAAAGGUAUCAUUUGUUUAGAAGUUGGGGCCGGAUUGGUACUACGAUUGGCGGUAACAAAUUGGAAGAAUUGUCCUUGGAAGAAUGUAUAGAGCAGUUUGAGUCGUUGUACGAGGAAAAGACUGGUAAUCAGUGGAAGAAUAGGCAGCACUUUGUUAAGGUGCCAAAUUUGAUGUAUCCGAUCGACAUAGAUCAUGGAGAUGAAGAAAUUGCUUCUUUGGAUUCGGAUAUCAAGAGUAAUUUAGCAGAACCGAUUCAGAAUCUCAUGCGCCUUAUUUUUGAUGUAGCUGAAAUGAAGAAAGUUAUGUUGGAGUUUGAGAUAGACAUGGAUAAGAUGCCGCUUGGGAAAUUGUCAAAGAAGCAGAUUGAGAAAGCUUACGCAGUUCUAACAGAAUUACAGGAGAUAUUGAAGAAGAGUAAUAUAGACCAUACCACACUCAUCGAUGCUUCCAAUAGAUUUUACACGUUGAUCCCUCACAAUUUUGGUAUUUCCGGGCCGAAAAUUCUCGAGUCGUCGGAGGAGAUCAAAAAUAAAUGCGACAUGCUGGACGCGUUGCUGGAGAUGGAGAUCGCGUACAAUCUUUUGCGUGAUACGACUGACGGAAAACAGAAUCCGCUCGAUAGUCAUUACAAGCAGCUCAAGACGGACAUCGAGAUACUGAAUAAGUCGAGCGAAGAAUUCAAGAUGAUCGACAAAUACGUCCAAAACACCCACGCAGCUACUCACACGCAAUACAAGCUCGAGAUCGAGGAGGUAUUCGUCGUUAAGAGACAAGGGGAGGAACAGAGGUUCAAGCCCUUCAAGAAGCUGCCGAAUCGAAAGCUGCUCUGGCACGGAUCCAGGACUACGAAUUUCGCAGGAAUAUUGUCCCAAGGUCUGCGUAUCGCGCCACCGGAAGCGCCCGUUACCGGUUACAUGUUCGGUAAAGGUAUAUACUUCGCCGAUAUGGUAUCCAAGUCCGCAAAUUAUUGCUGCACGCACAGCCAAAGUCCGACCGGUUUGCUGCUGCUCUGCGAGGUCGCCCUGGGCAAUAUGCACGAGAGAUAUAAGGCGGAUUACAUCGAGAAAUUGCCGAAAGGUAAACAUUCCACCUUAGGUCGUGGUCAAACGGAGCCUGAUCCCAAAGAUGUUCAUAAACUUGACGACGGCGUUGAAGUGCCCUAUGGAAUGGGAGUACCUGCAACUCACAAUAAGAAAUCAGAUUUAUUAUACAAUGAAUAUAUCGUAUACGACGUGGCUCAAGUAAAAGUGCGUUAUUUGAUAAGAAUGAACUUCAAAUACAAAUAUUAAAAUACGUGCCACAGGCAUGCAUCAUCUUAAUAUGUUUUGAAUUUAAUGAUGCGUCAUUUUUGGGAUUACAUUGCUUUCAUUUAUAUGUUUUUAAUUGCAAAUAAUUUUGAAGAAAAAACAUUUUUUUUAAGUUUCUUGUUCCAGUGAGUUACGUUACCAUGGGUUAGACUUAUCAUAACGUUAUUUUAUUUCAAUGAUAUUUUUUUUUUUAACUCAAUGUACUCUUAUGUAUUACUCAAUUUGUUCAUUUAUAGGGAAUAGUCCGUACACGCUACCUCGAAUAUUAAUUGUAAAAUUAUUCUCAAUAAA
This is a messenger RNA of Camponotus floridanus (Florida carpenter ant), 3414 nucleotides long. RefSeq names its product poly [ADP-ribose] polymerase (gene Parp1). Gene Ontology annotation, molecular function: NAD binding; NAD+ poly-ADP-ribosyltransferase activity; zinc ion binding. The transcript has 5 exons. The record is from RefSeq and is a predicted model, not a curated record. Gene Ontology annotation, cellular component: nucleus. Bases 154 to 3105 code for a protein of 983 amino acids. NCBI's taxonomy places the organism in Eukaryota, Metazoa, Arthropoda, Insecta, Hymenoptera, Formicidae.